AAAAAGUAAUUCUCGCAACUCAGUCGAAGGCAACGGACACGUAAACGUUUAAAGUACAACGGAUAGCCUUAAAAACGAAGAUUUGCAUGAGGCAAGAGUAGUGGAGCGACAGUUCCCAUCCACAGACAGCGAAGAUGUCACAAAACCAAUCCUAUUUCUGGCAGACGACCAGACACAAUGUAUACCUGAAGCGCACGGCCAAAUGGCACAUGGCGCUGGCCUUGAUGGUGGUGCUCACAUUUGGCACAAUUUGUGCGGCGGAAGCUCAACCAGAUGGUGCGGACAAUGCGGUUAUUGAAUCCGGAAUACAGAGCGACAUGAAGAUGCAAGCAGAUUUGAAUAAGCCAACGGACCUAAGCUCUUUAGCAGAGAAACCAAAGGAUGCUGAAGAUCGGCCAAAGACGAAGGGAAGUUUCAUCGAUGCGUUUACCGCAUCGAUCUCUGUUAUCCUAUUAACAGAGCUAGGGGAUAAAACUUUCUUUAUAGCUGCCAUAAUGGCCAUGCGCCAUCCGCGUUUGAUUGUCUUUGGCGGUGCCAUUGCCGCCUUGGCCCUUAUGACGGUACUCUCAUGCGUAUUUGGCAUGGCAGCGAACUUUAUUCCUAAGACUUAUACGUAUUAUAUCUCAACUGCAUUAUUUUUAAUAUUCGGCUUGAAAAUGCUGUACGACGGCUACAAAAUGAAGCCAACCGACGCUCAGGAGGAAUUGGAAGAGGUUCAAUCUGAUCUGCGCAAGCGCGAGGAUGAGUUGAUGCGCAAAGCCAGCCGAAAGUACGAGGAUUCGGAGGGCAAGCGAAAGAACAGCAACUCGGACAAGGAGGAUGUCAGCGAGCAGGCGCUUAUCCAUGGCCGCAGUUCCGUUUCCGCCGGAGCAGGAGCCACCAGCAUCGGUGACUCCGAUAUGCAGCACCGCCAGCGAAAGCAGCGCAACCACCUCAACAACAAUAACAGCACCAUCACCCAUUCUAAUAGUAAGCAAAACAGCUGUGAUAAAACUGGCACCGAUGACGAGGACCGGGAUCAGCACGAGUCGGAGGUGUUCCUCAAGGAGGGCGGCCGCAUUGUCGAGCAGCUCAAGAUGAAGACCUACCACAGCAGCCCGGCCCACUCGGCGGCCUCAUCGAACCAGACCGAACAAACCAACUCCAUUGCCGCCUCCACAACCACCGUCGAUGUCCAGCUGGCUGGUCAUCCCACCGAUCCGUCCGUCGUAGGUGCCUCGGAGCCCCGGGCUCCGCUGGCCGGACACGAUAGCAUGCACAGCCUCAAUGGCAGCCUAAACGGGGACUCCGCCGGACCGGCUAAUGGCACCCUCAAAGCACGGCUGGACCGUGAUGUGAAUGCGGCGCUUGUAAGUGACGCCGAGAGCGGUCGUCGUCGUCCACAGAAACGCGGUGCCACCUACUUCACCAUGCGCAUCCUGGCCCAAGCAUUCACGAUGACCUUCCUGGCCGAGUGGGGCGACCGCUCCCAACUGACCACCAUUAUUCUCGCCGCCAGCAAGGACGUUUAUGGCGUCAUCGCUGGCGGUAUUAUUGGCCACUGCAUCUGCACUGGCCUGGCUGUGAUUGGAGGUCGUCUAGUGGCUUCCAAAAUCUCUGUUCGCACUGUCACCAUCGUCGGUGGCAUUGUGUUCAUCGGAUUCGCCGUCUACGCUGUCGCCAUGCCACCGGAUGACUUGUAGGCAGGCGAAGCCAUGGAACUCCACACGAGAUCGCCCGUUGACGACCCCACAUUAUUUGAAGAUUUAGUUGUAGUUACUACCUAAUACCCCUCUUUUUUCCUUCGAGGAGCAUGAGGCAUGGCUAGGAUUGUAUUGAUUAAUGUAAAGAUGAAAUCGAUUCAUGUAUCAUGUAGCUUAGCUUGCUUGCCAAACCACAAAACGAAACUAAGAAAAAAACAAAAGUGCCUUCAGUGCUUUCCGCUUCGGCCAUGACAUACAAAUUUAGUUCACACAAAGAAUUCUUCUAUCUUCUGUUUGAAAAUAGCCAACAACAAAUCAACUUUGUCCAAUUGUUUAGUAUUGAUUUGAUAGAACGUACAGUUUCGUUUUCGUGUUAAGUAUUAAAGAUGAUUUUGUACAUACGCGUGCUAGAACCACCAGGUUGCCUAAGCUCCUCCGAUUUUGGACCCUUGCCUACAUAUGCCCACAUCCUUAUUUGCAAACUUGUUUACGUAGCAGUGUUUACUUAAUAGAAACUACCAAAAUGAAACUGUAGAUUUGAUUUUUGCGAUUUUUGUAUGAAAAAAUUAGUAAAUUGAGCAAAACUUAAA
Molecule: messenger RNA, 2272 nt
Organism: Drosophila elegans
Lineage: Eukaryota; Metazoa; Arthropoda; Insecta; Diptera; Drosophilidae
Product: transmembrane protein 165
Exons: 7
Coding region: 135-1682 (515 amino acids)
Biological process (GO): Golgi calcium ion homeostasis; calcium ion transmembrane transport; Golgi calcium ion transport
Cellular component (GO): Golgi apparatus
Molecular function (GO): calcium ion transmembrane transporter activity; manganese ion transmembrane transporter activity
Source: RefSeq, a predicted model, not a curated record